Molecule: messenger RNA, 882 nt
Organism: Saccharomyces paradoxus
Lineage: Eukaryota; Fungi; Ascomycota; Saccharomycetes; Saccharomycetales; Saccharomycetaceae
Gene: SPE3
Product: spermidine synthase
Exons: 1
Coding region: 1-882 (293 amino acids)
Biological process (GO): spermidine biosynthetic process
Cellular component (GO): cytosol
Molecular function (GO): spermidine synthase activity
Source: RefSeq, a predicted model, not a curated record
AUGGCACAAGAAAUCACUCACCCAACUAUAGUAGACGGCUGGUUCAGAGAAAUUUCUGAUACCAUGUGGCCAGGCCAAGCCAUGACUUUGAAAGUAGAGAAAGUUUUACACCAUGAGAAGUCGAAAUACCAAGAUGUUUUGAUCUUUAAGUCCACUACCUAUGGUAACGUUUUGGUUUUAGACAAUGUCAUUCAAGCCACCGAAAGGGAUGAAUUUGCCUAUCAAGAAAUGAUUGCCCAUCUUGCCCUGAACUCCCAUCCAAACCCUAAGAAGGUUCUUGUUAUUGGUGGGGGUGAUGGUGGUGUCUUGAGAGAAGUUGUUAAGCACGAAUCCGUCGAGGAAGCCUGGUUAUGUGACAUUGAUGAAGCUGUUAUCAGACUAUCAAAGGAGUAUCUACCAGAUAUGGCUGCCUCUUAUUCCCACCCAAAGGUUAAGACUCACAUCGGUGAUGGUUUCCAAUUCUUAAGAGAUUACCAAAACACUUUCGAUGUAAUCAUUACUGACUCUUCUGACCCAGAAGGUCCUGCUGAAACUCUAUUCCAGAAGGAAUAUUUCGAAUUGUUGAACAGUGCUUUGACGGAAAAGGGUGUAAUCACAACCCAAGCAGAAAGUAUGUGGAUCCACUUGCCAAUCAUUAAAGACCUAAAGAAAGCAUGUUCUGAAGUUUUCCCAGUUGCCGAAUACUCUUUUGUUACUAUUCCAACUUACCCAACUGGUACAAUUGGUUUUAUGGUUUGUUCCAAAGAUAAAACCUGCAAUGUCAAGAAGCCACUACGUGAAAUCUCUGAAGAAAAGGAAGGUGAGUUAUACAGAUACUAUAACAAGAGAAUUCACGAAGCUUCAUUUGUCCUACCAACCUGGGCUGCCAAGGAAUUAAAUUAG